UCGAGCUGUAUUUGAAUGUGGGUUAGUUGGACGGCUGUUGCUGAAGUGGGCUUGGAUUUCGGGUGGGUGGAAGAACUCCAAUCUUCUACAAGUCUGGAGAGUAUUGCGACCAUUAAGUUUCACUUUUAAAGCUUCGAGUCUCCGAAAAUUCAGAAAAUAUGGAAGAAAAAGCAAGAUCGCAAAUACAAAUGGAAGAUUACACGCAUGGAUCUCAGAAUAUUAAUGAACAAUGGAUGCAGGAAAAUGUUGAAGCAGCCUUUUGUAAUCAGUGUAUCAAGAAUCUGAAAACCACCCAUCAUGAAAAAGAUCAGGCUAAACAUCUGACUUCUCAAGUUGUGGACACCAAGGACGAACCACUGCAAUCCUGUCUAAAAAUAAUGAAUGACUCUACCAAGUGCAAGAAUUAUACAAAUAACAGCUCAAAUUUAUUGCAGGUAAAUGAACGUGCCCAUUCUUCUGAGAAAUCUGAGGUGCUACCUUCUACUCCAAAUUAUACACAACAAUUUAUUCCUAUUGAUUCCAGUGACUUGAAAGAUCAGCAAAACUAUGACUUUUCUCAAACUUGUAGCUCUUCCAUGAAAGGUGAUGAAUGUAAUGCAUCCAGGCAUGAAACAGACACCAUGAACCCUUUGCAGAAAUGUAGCACAGUAACAAUCAUACCUGUUUUCUCUGCAUCGAAUUGUCAACAAACAAAUUCUAAAAUGAAGUUGGAUAUUCAAAGUGAAAUGGAUAAGAACAACAUAAGGAGGGCUGAAAGUGGAGGUACCAUUGCAUUGCAUGACCCUUUCACUCCAGGUCAAGUUAACAAGCACUCAGAAGAUAACAGGAGAAUUGCUUUCCUGUUGAAGGAACUGAAUGCAGUGAAAGAAUCUAAUAAAAAGCUUCAAGAUCAAUUGUCAGAAAAUGAAGAAGAAAUGGAAGUAUUAAAACUGAAUCUGGAAUUGCAAGAUAAAGCAGUAGAAGCUAGAGUGGCAGAAAAGGCUGCAGUUUUAGUUGAAGAAAUAUAUCGUGCACAAAGUGAACGGGAUGCAGCUGUUAUGUCCAGACUCCGUCUAGCCAAUGAGGAAAGAGAUGAAGCACUUUUGAAAAGUAAACAGCUGGAACAGGCCUUUGAGGGGUUGGAAAAUAUUAACCCUGAAGAAAAUGACGUGACAUUGCAGGAGUUACUGAACCGAAUCAACAAUGCUGAUUCAAGGUGCGCAGUUGACAAGAAUGGAGAUUUAAUUGUAGAUAAAAUUCACAAAGCCAGGGAGCGGAAGGAAAGAAUAACUGCUGAAGAAAUGAAUGCAGUUAUUGAGGAAAGGGAUGCAGCCUUAUCAAGAUGUAGAUGGUUGGAGGAGGAGCUACAUCUUUUGAAAGAGCAGAACCAGUCAUUGGCUAAUAACACAAGACAGCUGAGUACUGAAAACAAUCAAGAAUGUGCCUUGAAGAUGCUGACUGACCUGCUGAGUUCCUCCAGCAUUUUGUGUGAGUUGCUUUGGAUCUCGAGUAUCUGCACACUCUCUUCUAUGUACAAGUAUUUAUUUAGCACUUUUAACACAACAAAACAUUCUUUACAGGAAAUUUGAAUCAGAACUGUAUAUGGCAAUACUAGGCACUUGAACAAGACUGUCAGAGAAAGGUUGAAAGAUCAAUCUCAAAAAAACAAAUAGUAAAAAAGAUUUAGGAGCACUUGUUGGUAAUAGGAAGGAAAGAGAUUUGAGAGAAAGUGAUGCAAGUCCAUGGAAAUUUGAAAAUAAUUAUGGCUACUUAAUCUGGAAGGUCAAUGAGUACAGGAAUGAGGGAUGAAUGCAAUUAGGUGUAGGUUAGAAAAUAGCAGUAGUUUUAGAUGGUAGAGUUUAAGGAGCAUGAGUGGCCAGCAUGAUUACUUUGUAAUUUUAAUUACAGCAAGGGCACAGAAAUGAGCUUCAAGACCAAAUGAUCUUUUGCUUUUGUGGAGAUGGACUUUCACGAUGUUGGACUCUAAAUGUGUGGCCAGAACUUAUUUCAAGGUCUAAUAUGACGCAGUGAUUCUGAACAUCACUUGUGAAUAAAAGAAUGGAGCUGAUGGCUAUGGCAAAUAUUUGUGGCCAGGACCAGAGCAAAAAACUUUGGUAUUUCCAAUAUUUAUGAGGGGAAAAUAUAUGCUUAUUCUGAAUUUUACUCCAAAGCUAGUGGUUUCUUCAAGAGAGGUAAUGAUGAAAUGAAGCUGAAUAUUAUCGGUAUUCAUAAGGACACUGGUGUAUUUUCAGAUGAUGUCAGUGAAGAGUUGCAUGAAAAUGAGAAAUAAGAAGAGGUUAAAGAUAUUUUUCCAAGACUGCCAGGGUACUGAUCAGUUUUGUUACCCCAAAAAUAGGCAUUUAUUAUGUGACUCUAUAGUAAAACCAUAACACACUUGGAUUUUCAGGUUUAGCAGAGGCAUAAAGAAAAUUCAUAGAAGCACAGAAAGCUAACUUGUAUUCACCAGACUCCAAGUAUUCCAAGCAAGCUAAUUCCGAUAUAAGCAUCACACUUGUAACAGAUUUCAAGUUGAAUAUAAGUUGCUAAUGUUUUCGUAUCCUAUGGCUCACCGUGGCUUCUCACAGAUUCCUGCAUUAAAAAAAUGCAGAGCUAUGAGUGAGUUAUUCUGGUGUUUAUUGUAAUACACGAUUGAUUGUAAUACUGUCAAAAGGGUUUUAUCUGUUUAUUUUUUCUCUACCCUGCAUAAGUGUAUUCUCAAGUGCUCCUGGAUUCUCUUUUGAAUUGCUAGUAGAUUUUGAGGUCAAUCUGGUUAAGCAAAAUAAAAUUACUUCUUAAAGCUACUGCCUCAAACCUAUUAUAAUAAACAUUGUACUUGCAUUCUCACCUCUACAGCUGUCAGUUCAAUUUAUGAUUGGUUGAUGUUUGUGAUGGCACAUUUAAUUGGAAUCAGUGACCCUUAUACUAUAAUUCUCCUGAGUCCCUUCUUCCAAAUUAAUGCUGCCGCUCUGUCGAAAAACUGAUAUUUGUUUGCUGCAUACUGGUCUUUUUAGUACUGUCCUGGGUCCAGAUUUAUGCUAUAAAUUUUAUUCAGUGGUGUGCACGAUAGUUCCAUUUUUGCAAUUGCAUUUUCAUAGGAACAUGCAUUUUUUGUUUUAAAAAAGGAUGCAAAGGAAAACUGAAAAAGCUGAGUACAGUACUUUUUGAAUAACUUUAUUCAUUAUAUGUACAUCAAAACAUCAAAGCUUUCAGUGAAAUGCAUCGUUUGCACAAUGAAGAUUGUGUUGCACAGCUCACAAGUGUUGCCGUGCUUCUGGUACCAACAUAGCAUGCCCACAACUCACCAGAUCUAACUGCAUAGUCUUUGGACUAUGGGAGGAAACCAGAGGAAAUGGAAGAAACCUAUCUUGCACUACGCUACUGCCACAAAACAAUAAAAUUUAAUGAUGCAGGUCAGUGAUAAUAAACCUGAUUCUGAUUCAGUAGCUUGAGUCUGCAUUCUGAGAAGUUCUUGGUUAGGCAUCUCAGUCCAGACUAGAUGAGAGAAAGCAAACUGUGAGAGCCAGUGUCAGAGCAGGGAGAGAAAUGAGAAUCAGGAUCAUUCUGUGCAGAAACUCAGCUCUGUUUCACAUCUUUUCCAGUUAUGUAAUAAUACUACUUUCAGAACAACACUGCAAUUCCUAGUGUGAUCUGAUUAAGGCUCUAUACAUCUUUCACAAACAGUAACAACUUUGUUUUUCUGAUCUAUUCACAGAGAGAUAAAGCACACAAAUGGGCCUUUCACCUCAACAAGUCCACAUCAUGUCAACCAGUCAUUUUACAAUAAUCCUAUGCUUAAUAACAUUUUUAUUGCCUCUCUGUUCUAUUCAACUUUCCCCAGGUUCUUUUACUCACCAAGAUACUAUGGGAAAUUUACAGUGGCUAAUUAAUCUACCAACUGACACAUUUGGAACAUGACAGGAAAUCAGAACAUCCAAGGUCAGAAUAGAACUCAAAUCUCCAAGACAGCAGCUAAACGGGGUUAUUGAAGCAUUGGAAAAGUAGAAGCAGUUUGGAUCAGGUGAACCCCUUGAGUAUGAGGAAUGCAGGAAAUCAGUAGGGUAAAAAGACGACAUGAGAUAUUUUAGCCAGAUAAAAUAAAGGAGAUUCUUAAAGAGAUUCUAUAAGUAUUCUAAGAACAAUAGUGUAACCUGAGGGAAAGUAGUUCCUACUUAAGGAUUGGUGUGAUCAUCUAUGUGUGAAACCAUAGGAAAUGGGUGAGGUCUUAAAUGAAUCCUUCUUAUCUGUAUUUACCAUGGAAAAGGUCAUGGAUGCUUGGUAAUUCAGGGGUAAGGACAGUGCUGACUUAAAACAUAUUACUGAACAGAAGGUGUUGGGAGUCUUGAUAUCUAUAACUAUAAAGAUAGAUAUGUUGUGUAUUUAAUGUUUUAGUAAUAUUGCAAAUAUAUUGUUUGAUUAAGUUUUUGUGUUCAUUUAAUUAAUUCAUUAUGGGUUAAAUGUAAAAAUAUAUGAUUUGCAUACGUCAUGAUGUUA
Messenger RNA from Mobula hypostoma (lesser devil ray), 4470 nucleotides. RefSeq names its product mirror-image polydactyly 1 (gene mipol1). The record is from RefSeq and is a predicted model, not a curated record. Lineage: Eukaryota; Metazoa; Chordata; Chondrichthyes; Myliobatiformes; Myliobatidae. The transcript is spliced from 10 exons. Bases 159 to 1568 code for a protein of 469 amino acids.